This is a messenger RNA of Thermothielavioides terrestris NRRL 8126, 1269 nucleotides long. RefSeq lists its product as uncharacterized. Gene Ontology annotation, biological process: transmembrane transport. The transcript has 6 exons. Gene Ontology annotation, molecular function: transmembrane transporter activity. The coding region runs from base 1 to 1269 and encodes 422 amino acids. NCBI's taxonomy places the organism in Eukaryota, Fungi, Ascomycota, Sordariomycetes, Sordariales, Chaetomiaceae. The record is from RefSeq and is a predicted model, not a curated record.
AUGUCUAUGAUCGUCUAUCCCGAGAUCUGCCCGGCCUCUCUCGUUCCCAUGAUCUCCGCCUUGGUGGGCCUCAUCGUUGCUGUUGCCGGUGUCUGUGGCCCCAUCAUCGGGGGCCUGUUCACCAGCUAUACGACUUGGCGGUGGGCUUUUGGACUGAACGGCCCUUGCUCGUUUAUACCGGCCCUGGUUUUGGUUUUUGCCUGGCCUCGGAACCUCCAGACCUAUGCAAAACUGCCCUUCUCAGCCAUCGACUACGCUGGCUCGGUGCUCUUUCUUUGCGGGACUGUCCUGCUGGUUUUCAUCAUAAACCAGGUCUCGGUUAGGGCGUACGAUUGGGACAGCGGUCCCACAAUCACCGUGCUAGUGAUUGCUGGUCUCUCCUGGAUUGCGCUAGUCUUGUGGCAGCGAUUCAUAUCCCACCACCCACGGUUCCGCCGCCUCCGCUCGCCGUUUCCUUACAGAAUACUCACUAGCAGGGUUAUGAUGUGCGCUAUACUUUGUACAAUAUGUACCGGCUUCGUGAUGAUGCUUACCAUUGUCCAUGUGCCGUUCCGGGCUGAGAUUGCCAACUUGUACGACGCAGUCAAGUCCGGGAUCUUGCUUCUCCCUCUGAUGGGAAGCAUGGCUGUUGGCUCCGCGUUGGGAGGUGCCGCCUCGACCAAGCGUAACAACACGUGGUGGACUCUGGUCAUAUCUGGCAUUCUGAUGCUCGUCGGGAGCGCACUUCUCUCAACUCUGACAGACACUAGCUCCCCCGAGCCGAAAGAGUGGGGCUUCCAGGUAAUUCUCGGCCUCGGCCUGGGCCUGAAUCUCUCUACCGCGACGUUCAUCACUUCGAUGUCCGUUGAGUUUGAAGAUCACGCCGUCGGACAAGGCCUGAUAGCUCAGAUGCUGGUUUUCGGCGGCAGCUUGGGCGUGGCUUCCAGUUUCAUUGUUCUGAAUAAUACGAUCCAAGACAGACUCACGAACGUUCUGUCGCCCACGCAGCUUCGGGACUUUUGCACGUCACCCACCGCCAUCUACAGCUUUGUGUCUCUGCAGCAGCUAGAAGUCAGGGAGGUGUAUAUAGACACCUUCAAUGCAAACAUGCGGGUGUGUAUCGGCAUCUCUCCUGUAUCAAUUGUGGCGGUCCUCUGCUCGUUUCAGCGAAACCCGCCGACCCUCAAAAGCCGUCUGGCCGAUCUCGCCGAAGUCGGGUAUUCUGUGGCCGGAACGAGGAUCAACUCACCAGGGAGCAAAAUAAUAGAUGCCAGUCACACAGAUACAUAG